Molecule: messenger RNA, 6498 nt
Organism: Didymodactylos carnosus
Lineage: Eukaryota; Metazoa; Rotifera; Eurotatoria; Philodinida; Philodinidae
Source: the annotation of a GenBank genome assembly
AUGUGUUGGUGGUGUGACGUGAGAGGAUCAGCUCCUGGCACUCGAGAAACGGACUUAUUGAAUCCUAUUAAUGAAGUGGAUCGUGUUAAUGCAAUUGUCGUGUGGGGUGGGAGCACUUUUGGUCUUAAUGCAGCAACUGGUGCAGUUCGCUAUUUGGUGAGUACUGGCACUGGUGCAACGGUUCAAAAAUUUGUGGGAAUGAAAUUUGCAAUGAAAUCUGAAUUAGGUACAACAUCGCUGAGUCUGACUGAUAAGAAAACAAGUAAAACGUUGACAGUGGCUGCCCUUGUUGCUGUAAAUGCUUUAGGUGAUAUUUUCAAUUCUACUAAUAGACAGAUCAUAGCUGGUACCAGAACAUCUGAUGGUAAGCAUUUACUUAAUAUUGUUCAAGCUGUAAUUGACAAUCAAUUACCAUUAUGUGACGUAUUUAAUUGUGAUGAUCCAGCAACAACACUAGCGACGGGAAAAGUAGAUGUUAGUGAUGUGACAUUAAUUGGGACAUUAGCAGCACCUGUGAUGGAACGGGCAAUCAUACGUGCUGUGAUUAUGGCAGGUGCAAUCCCAGGCUUACCAGGUGCUAAUGAUCUAAGUAGAGAGAGAAUCAUGACGUCAUUGAAACUACAAUUAAAUAAAUUAGCCGACGCUCACACUCAAUGGCGAUUAUCAGAAACAGAUUCACAGAAACGAGCAUCCUUUCUAUAUGAUCCAAAAGUAGCAUCAACACUUGAUCGUGAAACCGUUUAUUGUUUAGGUGUAAAUGGUUUCGAAGAAUUAUGUUUAAUUGAUUCAUGUUUUGAGGAAUUCGGACGAGUAUUAUUUAGUGACACCAGUUUGACAUUUGAACGUAGUAUUCAAACUAAGGAAGUGAAUGAUUCACUAAAUCAAACAAUAAAACGUUUUUUGAUAAGAUUAUCGCCAUAUUUUCUAUUAAAACCAGCUCACAAAGCAUUAGAAUGGCUUGUGCAUAGAUUCUAUAUUCAUUUUUAUAAUGUUGAUGAUUUGAUUCGAUGUAUUUUACCUUAUCAUGAACACAAUUAUUUUGUGCGUGCAAUUCAAAUGUUGAGAUUUAAUAGUAAACAUACAACGAUGUGGUCAUGGCUUUCAUUGGCGCAGAAAGCUGGUACAACGAUACCUGGCAUUGUUUUGGCAAAUCGAUGUGCAACAGAUUUUGGUUUUCUAAAUUUCGUUUGUGAAAUGAUAUCGAUGGCAGUCAAAGAUUUUGGUCCAAAUCAUUCGUCUCUUCGGGUUAUGAUCAGUUUUUAUUUGAAAACAUUAUGCUCAACUAUCAUUCAUAAUAUGAGUGUAAAUCGGAAAAAGAAUGAUAUCGAUGAAAAUUUUAUCUCUAAUCUAAUGCCAUAUGUAUUAAAAGGUUUAAAAUCAAAGUGUCUAUUGUUAAAACGCGCUACGUAUUUAGUACUAUCUCAUUUAUCGGAAACAUUCACAUUUCAACAAGAUGUUAUCGAGGAUAUAUUAAAAGUAUUAGCAAAGGGCUAUUCUGCUACCAUUGUCAAGGAAGGAGUUUUAGUGACCGCCGUUUUACUUAAUAAACAAAAUUAUCGUUCUUUACCAGAAAGGUGUUUUAAAAAGUUGUGUCGAUUACCAAAUUUACUUGUGGAAAUUUCUCAAUUGACCACUGAAGUUGUUAUUGAUGACUUACUCGUUGCAUUUUCUGAAAAGUUGAUUUUGUUCGCAAUUAAUAACGAUAUAAAUGAUGAUACGAUGGAAUUAGAUAAUACAUCUGACAGUGGCAGUAGUACUGAUAUGCAUGAAAAUAUUUCAUACGCAAAACUAUUAGAAACUGCUAUAACCGAUAUUAAAUUAAAUUCGAAUGUUUUGAAGAUAAUUAUUGAACGUUUUAUUGAACAUUACGAUGAAAAACAAAGUUAUUUAAUUUCUUUAGCAUCUAUUCUAGAAAGGAAAUAUCCCGUUGAAUUUGAUUCUAUCAUUCGAUUAUUGGUCGAACAGUGUUUAACGGAUAAAGAGCGAAAACGUAUUGGCCAUUUUUCAUCGAUGACUGUCACUGGUUUUAAACAUCAACCGUUAUCGGAUCGUGGUUCAUUAAUUGUCUGCUUGAAUCAUUCUCAGACACAUUUACGUAUUGAAGCAUUACAGCGUCUACAAGAAGGAGUUAAAAUGAAACAAAUUAUGGAAAAAGAAUUUUUGAAUGAUGUUUUAUGUUCCCGAUUGAACGAUGAUGAACCAAUGGUUGUUAUAGAAGCAGUUAACUUAUUACGUGACUUAAGCACCGCAACAAACUUAGCAUCAAUAACAGUUGGUAAUCAAUUGAUUAAUGAUAUCCUUCAACGUAAUUUACAACUAGAAGAUGAACCGGAAAAGAACUGGCUUCCAGUGCAACAAGAAAUUGUUCGUUUACUCGCUGAUAGUUCAUUAUCUGUCACGGGAUCUAACGUAGUGUUUCAAUUUUUCCAUUUGUUUUUUCCAACAACACAAUCACAAUUUAAAUUACUGAAAACAGUACUUGAUAAACUUAAAAAAACAGAAGAUAAUCAACCAUCAGUACUGAAUAUCAUUGAAAAAUGUUUCAAACAUGUAAAAUCUGUAAAAGAUCUCAACAACGAGUUUUAUACUUCGUUUAUUGAUACAUUGGCAAAAAGUGAAUUUGUCUUUAAAAUAAUAGAACAGCAUGACAAUAUUCUUCGCGUUGUUGACAAUAAUCGAAAAAACAAGAUUAAGUAUCAUGUUAUCUAUAUUUCAUUAGCUAUUGAAGCAAUUCGUACCCAUUUAAAGGAACAUCAAACGUUGAAUAUGAAACACAUUGAAUUAGCAUCAGUGACAACAUUUAAAUUAUUGAAAAAAUUACAUGAAGAAGUUACGGUUACCGACGAAAGGAAUAUUCAACUUGAAACAAAAAUAGAUUUGAAUGUGAUCGUACAACAACAGUUUGAAAAAUCUUCUUUAUCAUCUAUGUCCUACACUUUGUUAUGGGAUCAUUUUAUCAAAGUUUUACCUAAAGAUCUUUGGUUUUCAAAUUCAUUUUGGAAUGAGUUUUUUGAUAAAUGUCUUCGCUGGUUAUGUUCAAAUACAAAAAAAUUUUCGUUAUCAAACGUACUCAGUUCAUUGUGUCAUGAACAAUUUGUUUCGGUUGAUAAAUUUUUUCUAUUUUUUAAUCAACAUUAUUUAUUUGAUAAAUUAGCCCAGGAAAAAGAUAAUGAUUUUAUUUAUGAUAUGAACUGCAUAACAAGUACAAUUGAACAAGAACAUUUAUUAAAUUAUUUAUGCACACAGAUGAAGAAUAAGAAACAAAAUGGUUCAUUUUCAAAUAAUUCUAUUCUGACAUUAUUCAUCCUUCUUUGUUCCGAUAAUCGUCAGAUACGUUCACUUAUUUUGACAAUAUUAAAAUCAUUGAAUGAUGAACAAACAGCUGACAAUGAGACAUUUUUCUCUGGAUUUCUCACUACAGUUAAAGGACAUUCAAAUGAAAUAGUUGUUGAUCAAACGUAUAUACGAAAAUUGAUAUCUCAAACAAUUUUAACAGAAUUAACAACGUCUAAAAAAUCAAAAAAACGUAAACAUGAUACAGAAACAAUUAUAAAAGUAUUAAAAACAACAAUUGACAAUGAAAUUCAAGAUAAUUCUAUACGAAAAAUACUUUACAUUUGUUUACUAUUAUUAUUGAAUGAUUGUAAACAUUGGUCGAUAUUUGAACAAUUUCAUCAAUAUCUUGAUGAAUUUAUUGUGAAUGAAGAUGAACGACUAUUAUCAUUGACUGAUCGAUAUCUUCUAACAUUUAUAAUUAAACAUAUUAAUAUAGAAACAUUCGAAUAUGAACUAACAUCAAAUAUUUGUUUUGAAACUGUUAUUAAAAUUUUACAACAACAACAAUCAAAGAAAAAAUUGAAAAAACAGGCAACAUUAGAAAUUGGUGUUAUUCUUUUGAAACAGUUAAAUGAAGCUAUUUUUAACUCAUUAUCAAAAAAUUUUAAUCAACAAAUGCAAUUAAUUGAAGAAUGUUUUCUAAUUUGGCAACGUUCAAAAAAAAUCAUAUUAAUUACCGAAGUUAAAGCAACACUAUUGAAAUUUCAUUUUGAUGCUAAACAUUUGAAAACCUUUUGGCAAAAUAUAUUCGAUUCAAUUUGUUUAGAUGAUUCUUUCAACAGUACAUCAUUAACAAAAAAAUUAUCGAAUAAAAAAUUAAUAUCAUCAAAUGAUAAAAAUGAAACAAUAAAGGAAAAUGGUUCGAUAAUUAAAAUAAAUUGGAAAAAGUUAAUACCAUCAUUAGAACUUCUUCAUAUCGAUAAUUUUCAUGUGCAAAAUCGACAUGAAUUAAUUCGACCAUUAUUCACAAUUUUAGAAAAAUCAAUUAAUGAAGAUAAUUCGGAACAGAACACUUAUAUUCGUCAGUUGUGUACUACUGGACUUCUCGAUGUUUAUAAUCGACUCCAACCAAAUAAAUAUAAUCAAGAUUCAUUUCAAAGUGAAAUGAUUAUUGAAUGUAUGAAACGUGCUAAUGAUUUACAUACCACUCAACAAUGUCUACUAUUAUUAUCAAAAGCAGCUGAACUAUUUCCUGAAAAAUUGAUUAAUAUGAUUAUGGCCAUGUUUGCAUUUGUUGGUGAUCGUCUUGUACGCAAAGAUGAUCUUUAUAGUUAUCAAGUUAUGGAAAAAACGAUAAAAACAGUUAUACCAUCAUUAUACAAAGAGAAAAAUGCUCAACAAAGAACACAAAUAUUGGCAAAAAUAUCCUAUGUCUUUGUUACAUCGUUAGCACAUUUACCUGCCCAUCGUCGACAAGAUAUAUUUCGUUUAUUAAUGGAAUCUGUUGGACAAGAUGAAUGUUUAUGGUUUGCACCGAUACAAUUAUUUGAUUCGGUUUUAUUAUCGCCGUUAAAUAAGAAGAAUGAAGAUGUAUUAAAAAAAAGUUUAAUUGAUGCCAGUGAGCAAAUGUUAGCCAGUUUUGUUCAAUUUAAUGUGACUACUAUCAUAAUUGCACUUACGAAUAUUUUACGUGUUGUGCUAGAAUUACCUGAUCAAGCAGCCAAAAAUAAUUCUACACCAUUGUUCAUGUCACAUUUGAUGGAUAUUCGUUCUUACACGACGAAACACAUUCAUGUUUUGAAAUAUCAAUUGAUUACAUUUGUGAGCAAUGUUUUAGUUGAUGAUUAUUUUAUUCAACUAAUAAAAGAAUCAGAGAAACUUCGUAAAGAGAAUAUUAUUGAUCAUAUAAAUACGUUAAUUGAAUGUAUUCUACGUUGUGUUUUAUGGGCUAAUAAAUUAGCGGAUACAACGAGUGCUACGGAUGAUAUUCAAAGCAAUAAAUACAAUAAAAGUGUUGUAGGAAAAACAUUUGAUUGUUUUAAUAAAGCUAUAUCAUUAUUAAAUGGAACAAUGUUUGUUCAAGUUAUUCAAAAUUUAUUACAACAUCAAAAUGAGAAAAUUCAACGUAAAGCGAUCGACAUGAUGAAUAACAGAUUUAGAGACGAACAAGUAUUGGAAAAAGAGGUUGUUUUAUUCUUACCACAUAUUGAUAUUUUACUUGAUAUUGCAUCAAAAUACAAUACACACGAUCAAGAACAAACAGCACAAACAGCUUUGUUUGCCAUUAAAUUACUUGCUAAACGACUUGCUGAAAAACAUCCAACACAAUUCUUACCAAUAAUUCAUCAAUGUACGUACAUUGAUGAAUUAUCUAGUCAAAGACGUGGUUUAUUGCGCGGUGAUAUUUAUAAUUCGAUUCCGGACUCGGAUGAAUUUAAUUUAGAUCCACUAUUUGAUACAUUAGAAGAUUUAACGGAAGAAUAUUCAAAUAAUGGUACACUAUCUCAAACAUAUUCACCGUAUCCACUACCACAAUCUAGACGACUUUCAGCAGGUACAGCAGCUGGUCGAAAACAUUCUCGUCAACCUAAUGCUACUACUACAUCGGCUUCUACAACUCCAUCGACAUCUACUCGUGGUCGUAAACGUCUUCAAGGUACAUCGUCGACAACAAAACGUAAACGUAAUAGUACAACGCGUACACCAUCGACAAAUAUAAACAAUUUCUAUUUGGGUGAUUCAUCAUCUCAUCUUAUGUUACCACCAUCGGAUAGUGAUGAAUCAUCUGGUUCUUAUCUACAAACUUCUCUAUCAGCAACACAAGAUUAUUUUAAUACAAAUUCAAAUUCGAUUGAACAACAACAUCAACAACAACAUCAAUUGUUAUUCGAAGAUGAUUUUGAUCAGGCAGCUAAUGUUCUAACAACUAAUCCUGGCAAUCACCAUCAUGGUUCAUCAUCUGGUCAAGUAGAUGAACGUCGUUAUUGUUUUUGUAAUGAAAUGUCGUACGGUGAAAUGAUUGCCUGUGAUAAUCCUAUGUGUGCAAGAGAAUGGUUUCAUUAUCCCUGUGUCAAUAUUCAAGUGGCUCCGAAAGGAAAAUGGUAUUGUUCAGAAUGUCUGAAACAAGCAGCAACUGUUAGUGGAAAAGGACUAUUAUCAUCAACAAAUAAACGAGCAUCAACAUCAUCAAAUAGUCAAAAUAUAUUAUUACCAUUAACUUAA